Vidua chalybeata is the source of this 16584-nucleotide messenger RNA. It is a transcript of the gene MUC5AC, whose product is annotated as mucin 5AC, oligomeric mucus/gel-forming. NCBI's taxonomy places the organism in Eukaryota, Metazoa, Chordata, Aves, Passeriformes, Viduidae. Gene Ontology annotation, molecular function: protein binding. Gene Ontology annotation, cellular component: extracellular matrix. The transcript has 44 exons. The record is from RefSeq and is a predicted model, not a curated record. The coding region runs from base 1 to 16584 and encodes 5527 amino acids.
AUGUGGAAAGGGAUUGGGAAGAUAAUCAGGGAUUUUGGAGAGUAUGCUUGCAAGGAAAGGAAGACUGAAAAGAAAGAAGAGCUUUCUAUAAUGGGCUGGGGGAGGAAUAGGGAGCUUAUUCAAGACCCUGGACACUUCAAGGUGAAAUCUGGCAACCCCUCUCACAAUGGCCGUGUGUGCAGCACAUGGGGUAACUUCCACUUCAAGACCUUUGAUGGGGACGUCUUUUACUUCCCUGGGGUCUGCAAUUACAUCUUUGUAUCCAACUGCAAGUCUUCCUAUGAGGACUUCAACAUCCAGAUUAGGCGUGCAAUGGUGGAAAAUGCCACUGUGAUCACUCAUGUCAUCAUGAAGCUGGAAGGAGUAGUGAUCGAACUGACACCCAGCUCUGUCCUGCUCGACAACAAAUUGGUCCAGAUGCCCUACAGCCAUAUGGGAGUCUUCAUAGAGAGAAGUAACAACUAUUUGAAAGUUUCUGCCAAGUUGGGACUGACCUUCCUUUGGAAUGGACAAGAUGCCCUCCUGGUGGAAUUAGAUAAGAAAUAUGCCAAUCAAACUUGUGGACUUUGUGGGGACUUCAAUGGAAUUCCAGUCAGCAAUGAAUUUAUUUCGGGGAAGACAAAACUGACUCCCAUACAGUUUGGUAAUAGGCAGAAGAUGGAUGGACCCACAGAGCAGUGUGAUGAUCCUACUCCUCCUACUUCUCUGAUUAACUGCUCAAGAGAAUUUGCUUCUAUCUGUGAGACAGUAUUAACCAGCAAAGCAUUUACGAGUUGUAACACGCUUGUGAAUGUCCAGGACUACAUUGAAACUUGCAUACAAGACCUGUGCCACUGUGACAGCUCGAUGGCUGACUUCUGCAUGUGUAACACCUUUGCUGAGUACUCCCGGCAGUGUGCUCAUGCAGGUGGACAGCCCCUGAACUGGAGAACCUCAGACCUGUGCCCCAAAUCAUGUCCGUUCAACAUGCAAUACCAUGAGUGUGGCUCUCCCUGCUCUGACACGUGCAGCAACCUGGAACGAUCUACACUUUGUGAAGAUCACUGCACAGAUGGCUGCGUUUGUCCUCCAGGAAUGGUAUUUGAUGAUGUUAAUGGUGCCGGCUGCAUUCCCCGCAGAGAAUGCCACUGUACCUAUGAAGGUGAAACUUAUGCUCCUGGUGCCUCCUUCUCAUCUAAAUGCAGAUCAUGUUCCUGUGUUGGAGGUGAAUGGUCUUGUGUCACUCAGUCAUGCCCUGGGACUUGCAGUGUUGAAGGAGGUUCCCACAUUUCAACAUUUGAUGAGAAAUACUAUUCUUUCUUUGGAGACUGUAGUUAUGUCCUAACCAAGCUCUGCGACAGCAAUGAAUUCACAGUGUUGGGGGAUAUCCACAGGUGUGGUCUGACUGACACUGAGACAUGCCUCAAGGGUGUAGCCAUCAGCCUAAAUGGAGGACAAACGAACAUUGUGGUCCAGCCUUCUGGGAGCGUAUUUGUGAAUAUGAUCUACACACAGUUACCAUUCUCAGCAGCAAAUGUCACUAUCUUCAGGCCUUCAUCUUUCUUCAUAAUUCUGCAAACAACUUUUGGUCUUCAGCUACAGGUUCAACUCAUGCCUUUGAUGCAAGUUUUUAUAGACUUAGAUCCAUCACAUAAAGGGCAGACCUGUGGUCUCUGUGGAAACUUCAACAAUGUACAGACAGAUGAUUUCAAAACCACCAGUGGUGUGAUAGAGGGCACUUCAGCUGCCUUUGGCAAUACUUGGAAAACUCGAGCUGAUUGUUCUGAUGCCAAAAAUACCUUUGAGGACCCCUGUACUGUCAGCAUACAAAAUGACCAGUAUGCUCAGCACUGGUGUGGACUGCUCUCCGAUACCCUGGGACCUUUUGCUGAAUGUCACUCAACAGUGAAUCCAGAAGUUUACCAUAAGACCUGUAUGUUUGACACGUGUAACUGUGAGAAGAGUGAGGACUGCAUGUGUGCUGCCCUUUCCAGCUAUGUCAGAGCCUGUGCUGCUAAAGGAGUUCUUCUCACUGGGUGGAGGAGCAAAGCCUGCACAAAAUACACCACCUUGUGUCCGAAGUCCUUGAAAUACACCUACAAUGUUGAUUCCUGUCAACCCACCUGCCGCUCUCUGAGUCAGCCUGAUGUCACAUGCAGCAUCAAGUUUGUCCCAGUUGAUGGCUGUACCUGCAUAAAUGGAACCUACAUGGAUGACAGUGGCAAAUGUGUGCCUGCUUCUAGCUGUCCUUGUUACUACAAGGGAACUCCUCUGUCUUCUGGUGAAGUUGUUCAUGAUAAUGGUGUUGUCUGCACUUGCACCUAUGGAAAGCUGAGCUGCAUUGGAGAGAAGCCAGAACCAGUCUGUGUGCUUCCCAUGGUGUAUGUUGACUGUGACAAUAUCACUGCAAAUGUGGUAGGAGCAGGAUGCCAGAAGAGCUGUCAGACUCUAGAUAUGGAAUGUUACAAAACUCACUGUGUCUCUGGCUGCGUAUGUCCUCAUGAUCAAGUGUUGGAUGGCAAAGGUGACUGUAUCGCUCCAGAAGACUGUCCAUGUAUUCACAAUGGGAUUUCCUACAGUCCAGGAGAAUCAAUCAGAGUUGGCUGUAACAACUGCACAUGUAGAAACAGAAAAUGGCAAUGCUCUGAGGAACCCUGCCUGGAAACAUGUUCUGUUUAUGGCGAUGGGCAUUAUACCACCUUUGAUGGCAAACGCUUUGAUUUUGAAGGAGACUGUGAAUAUGUUCUGGUCCAGAACUACUGUCGUCAACAAGCUAUGAACCAGGGAACCUUCAGAGUCAUCACUGAGAACAUUCCAUGUGGCACUACAGGAACUACCUGCUCCAAGUCUAUUAAAGUUUUCCUGGGUAACUAUGAGCUGGUACUCAGUGAUGGACACUCUGAUGUCAUCCAGAGGACACCUGGAGGAAAAAUGCCAUUCCAAAUUCAUUCCAUGGGCAUCUACCUGGUGGUUGAUACUACUGUUGGUCUGAUACUCAUGUGGGACAAGAAAACUAGUAUAUUCAUCAAACUUAGUCCCAGCUUUCAGGGCCAUGUCUGCGGACUUUGUGGAAACUAUGAUGGCAAUGGAAAUAAUGACUUCACUACUCGCAGUCAGUCUGUGGUAGGAAAUGUGCUGGAGUUUGCCAAUAGCUGGAAAGUAUCUUCUAAUUGCCCAAAUGCCAAUCGUACGCAGGAUCCGUGCACUGCAAACCCAUACAGGAAAGCCUGGGCACAGAAGCAAUGUAGCAUCAUCACCAGUGAAGUGUUUGCAAAGUGUCACUCACAGGUUGAACCAAAUGAAUAUUACCAAGCAUGUGUGGAUGAUGCUUGUGCCUGUGACACUGGAGGAGACUGUGAAUGUUUCUGCACAGCAGUAGCUGCCUAUGCUCAAGCAUGUAAUGAGCUAGACAUCUGCAUAUCAUGGAGAACCCCAUCCAUUUGUCCUCUCUUCUGUGAUUACUAUAAUCCACAAGGGGAAUGUGAGUGGCACUACAAGCCGUGUGGAGCACCUUGUAUGAAGACCUGCAAUAAUCCAAGUGGGAAAUGUCUUCAUGAGACGAGGGGUUUGGAAGGUUGCUAUCCACAAUGUCCAAAGAAUAAGCCCUAUUUUGAUGAGGAAACUAUGACCUGUGUUUCUUACUGUGGUUGUUAUGAAGAUGGAAAAUAUUACAAACCAGGAAUGGAGAUGCCUUCAAAGAAGAAAUGUGAAUCAUGUGAAUGUACAAUUCAUGGCAAAAAAUGCAGAUAUGAUGAACAUGUGUCACCAACUACAUCAGUAUGUGUUCAUGAAGUCUGCGAGUGGUCAGAAUGGUAUGAUGGGAGUCUACAAACCCCUGGCUAUGAUGGGGGAGAUUUUGAAACAUUUGAUGAUUUACGAGCAAAAGGUUAUGAAGUUUGUAAAGCCCCAAAGGCUGUUGAAUGCAGAGCAGAGAAGUUCCCUGAUAUACCACUGAAAGACCUUGGCCAAAAAGUAGACUGCAGUACAACACAAGGGCUUAUAUGUUACAACAAGGAUCAAAUUUCAACAAUGUGCAAUAACUACGAAAUCAGAAUCCUCUGCUGUGUUUUUGUACCAUGCUUUUCCACAACGCCUUUCAGCACAUCUACCCCAGUCACAACUCCAACUCCGACAGAAACAUCUACUGAAACAACAUAUUCAGUUACUACUGAAAGUACAACAUUCAUACCUUCACCCACUGAAGAAACAACUAAAAUGACAACACCUGUCACCACAUCCCCUUCAACAAUACCUCUUUGCUUCAAAGAAAAAUGCUACUGGUCAAGAUGGUAUGAUGUCAGUUACCCAGGGUCAGGUUACAAUGAUGGAGAUUUUGAUACGAUUGAGAACAUUAAAAAUAAGGGAUACAAAGUCUGCAACAAUAGAAAGGAUGUGGAAUGUAGAGCAGUACGGUUCCCUAACACACCAUAUCCUCUACUGGAGCAACACAUAAUGUGUAACACAGAACAAGGGUUGAAAUGUUACAAUAAAGAUCAACUGCCACCCAUCUGCUAUAAUUAUGAAUUGCGUUUUAAAUGCUGCAUGAAUAUAAGAGUGCCGUGUGAAAACACCCCUGAAAUUCUGACUACAACAACACAAACAACUACAAGGUAUUCAAGUACAAUGUUCAGACCAGAACCAACAACUCUAAGUUUACAAACGAAACAUAAGACAACAACUGAAUACACAACUGAACCAAAAACAGAUUACAUCCACACCAGAAUAACAUCAAAACCAACAAUGCAAACUCAAAAACAAACUACAAAACUGACAAGCAGCACAACAACAAAAAGUACAACAUAUUCAAAUAUUACCCCCUGUGAACCUGAAGUGUGCACCUGGAGCCAAUGGUUCGACGUCGACUUCCCCUCCUCGGGGCCCAACCAGGGAGACUUCGAAACCUACCAGCACAUCCGCGCCGCCGGCAAGCGAGUCUGCCUGCAGCCAAAGCAGAUCGAGUGCCAGGCAGAGGACUACCCUGAGGUUCCUAUCCAGCAGGUGGGGCAGGUCGUGCAGUGCGAUGUCCAUUUUGGACUGGUGUGCAAGAACGAGGACCAGACGGGCAAAUUCAAGAUGUGCCUCAACUACAAGAUCCGCGUGCUCUGCUGCACCCCCAACUACAACUGCUCAAUCCCAAUCCCCGUGAUAACAACCAGCCCCACCACCAGCACCACGACCAGAGGCAUCCCAUCCUCCACCACAGUCACCACCUCCACCUCCACGCCCUACAUCUCCACCACCACGAGUCCUACCUCCACGGAAGUCAGCACUACCACCAGCACCACCAGCCCCACGUCGACGACGUCUACCACAACUUCCUCCACCACCCCCUGUGAACCCGAAGCGUGCACCUGGAGCCAAUGGUUCGACGUCGACUUCCCCUCCUCGGGGCCCAACCAGGGAGACUUCGAAACCUACCAGCACAUCCGCGCCGCCGGCAAGCGAGUCUGCCGGCAGCCAAAGCAGAUCGAGUGCCAGGCGGAGGACUACCCUGAGGUUCCUAUCCAGCAGGUGGGGCAGGUCGUGCAAUGCGACGUCCACUUUGGACUGGUGUGCAAGAACGAGGACCAGACGGGCAAAUUCAAGAUGUGCCUCAACUACAAGAUCCGCGUGCUCUGCUGCACCCCCAACUACAACUGCUCAAUCCCAAUCCCCGUGAUAACAACCAGCCCCACCACCAGCACCACGACCAGAGGCAUCCCAUCCUCCACCACAGUCACCACCUCCACCUCCACGCCUUACAUCUCCACCACCACGAGUCCCACCUCCACGGAAAUCAGCACUACCACCAGCACCACCAGCCCCACGUCGACGACGUCUACCACAACUUCCUCCACCACCCCCUGUGAACCCGAAGUGUGCACCUGGAGCCAAUGGUUCGACGUCGACUUCCCCUCCUCGGGGCCCAACCAGGGAGACUUCGAAACCUACCAGCACAUCCGCGCCGCCGGCAAGCGAGUCUGCCUGCAGCCAAAGCAGAUCGAAUGCCAGGCGGAGGACUACCCUGAGGUUCCUAUCCAGCAGGUGGGGCAGGUCGUGCAGUGCGACGUCCACUUUGGACUGGUGUGCAAGAACGAGGACCAGACGGGCAAAUUCAAGAUGUGCCUCAACUACAAGAUCCGCGUGCUCUGCUGCACCCCCAACUACAACUGCUCAAUCCCAAUCCCCGUGAUAACAACCAGCCCCACCACCAGCACCACGACCAGAGGCAUCCCAUCCUCCACCACAGUCACCACCUCCACCUCCACGCCCUACAUCUCCACCACCAUGAGUCCCACCUCCACGGAAAUCAGCACUACCACCAGCACCACCAGCCCCACGUCGACGACGUCUACCACAACUUCCUCCACCACCCCCUGUGAACCCGAAGUGUGCACCUGGAGCCAAUGGUUCGACGUCGACUUCCCCUCCUCGGGGCCCAACCAGGGAGACUUCGAAACCUACCAGCACAUCCGCGCCGCCGGCAAGCGAGUCUGCCGGCAGCCAAAGCAGAUCGAGUGCCAGGCGGAGGACUACCCUGAGGUUCCUAUCCAGCAGGUGGGGCAGGUCGUGCAGUGCGACGUCCACUUUGGACUGGUAUGCAAGAACGAGGACCAGACGGGCAAAUUCAAGAUGUGCCUCAACUACAAGAUCCGCGUGCUCUGCUGCACCCCCAACUACAACUGCUCAAUCCCAAUCCCCGUGAUAACAACCAGCCCCACCACCAGCACCACGACCAGAGGCAUCCCAUCCUCCACCACAGUCACCACCUCCACCUCCACGCCCUACAUCUCCACCACCACAAGUCCCACCUCCAUGGAAAUCAGCACUACCACCAGCACCACCAGCCCCACGUCGACGACGUCUACCACAACUUCCUCCACCACCCCCUGUGAACCCGAAGUGUGCACCUGGAGCCAAUGGUUCGACGUCGACUUCCCCUCCUCGGGGCCCAACCAGGGAGACUUCGAAACCUACCAGCACAUCCGCGCCGCCGGCAAGCGAGUCUGCCGGCAGCCAAAGCAGAUCGAGUGCCAGGCGGAGGACUAUCCUGAGGUUCCUAUCCAGCAGGUGGGGCAGGUCGUGCAAUGCGACGUCCACUUUGGACUGGUGUGCAAGAACGAGGACCAGACGGGCAAAUUCAAGAUGUGCCUCAACUACAAGAUCCGCGUGCUCUGCUGCACCCCCAACUACAACUGCUCAAUCCCAAUCCCCGUGAUAACAACCAGCCCCACCACCAGCACCACGACCACAAGCAUCCCAUCCUCCACCACAGUCACCACCUCCACCUCCACGCCUUACAUCUCCACCACCACGAGUCCCACCUCCACGGAAAUCAGCACUACCACCAGCACCACCAGCCCCACGUCGACGACGUCUACCACAACUUCCUCCACCACCCCCUGUGAACCCGAAGUGUGCACCUGGAGCCAAUGGUUCGACGUCGACUUCCCCUCCUCGGGGCCCAACCAGGGAGACUUCGAAACCUACCAGCACAUCCGCGCCGCCGGCAAGCGAGUCUGCCGGCAGCCAAAGCAGAUCGAGUGCCAGGCGGAGGACUACCCUGAGGUUCCUAUCCAGCAGGUGGGGCAGGUCGUGCAGUGCGACGUCCACUUUGGACUGGUGUGCAAGAACGAGGACCAGACGGGCAAAUUCAAGAUGUGCCUCAACUACAAGAUCCGCGUGCUCUGCUGCACCCCCAACUACAACUGCUCAAUCCCAAUCCCCGUGAUAACAACCAGCCCCACCACCAGCACCACGACCAGAGGCAUCCCAUCCUCCACCACAGUCACCACCUCCACCUCCACGCCCUACAUCUCCACCACCACGAGUCCCACCUCCACGGAAAUCAGCACUACCACCAGCACCACCAGCCCCACGUCGACGACGUCUACCACAACUUCCUCCACCACCCCCUGUGAACCCGAAGUGUGCACCUGGAGCCAAUGGUUCGACGUCGACUUCCCCUCCUCGGGGCCCAACCAGGGAGACUUCGAAACCUACCAGCACAUCCGCGCCGCCGGCAAGCGAGUCUGCCGGCAGCCAAAGCAGAUCGAGUGCCAGGCGGAGGACUACCCUGAGGUUCCUAUCCAGCAGGUGGGGCAGGUCGUGCAAUGCGACGUCCACUUUGGACUGGUGUGCAAGAACGAGGACCAGACGGGCAAAUUCAAGAUGUGCCUCAACUACAAGAUCCGCGUGCUCUGCUGCACCCCCAACUACAACUGCUCAAUCCCAAUCCCCGUGAUAACAACCAGCCCCACCACCAGCACCACGACCAGAGGCAUCCCAUCCUCCACCACAGUCACCACCUCCACCUCCACGCCUUACAUCUCCACCACCACGAGUCCCACCUCCACGGAAAUCAGCACUACCACCAGCACCACCAGCCCCACGUCGACGACGUCUACCACAACUUCCUCCACCACCCCCUGUGAACCCGAAGUGUGCACCUGGAGCCAAUGGUUCGACGUCGACUUCCCCUCCUCGGGGCCCAACCAGGGAGACUUCGAAACCUACCAGCACAUCCGCGCCGCCGGCAAGCGAGUCUGCCUGCAGCCAAAGCAGAUCGAGUGCCAGGCGGAGGACUACCCUGAGGUUCCUAUCCAGCAGGUGGGGCAGGUCGUGCAGUGCGAUGUCCACUUUGGACUGGUGUGCAAGAACGAGGACCAGACGGGCAAAUUCAAGAUGUGCCUCAACUACAAGAUCCGCGUGCUCUGCUGCACCCCCAACUACAACUGCUCAAUCCCAAUCCCCGUGAUAACAACCAGCCCCACCACCAGCACCACGACCAGAGGCAUCCCAUCCUCCACCACAGUCACCACCUCCACCUCCACGCCCUACAUCUCCACCACCACGAGUCCCACCUCCACGGAAAUCAGCACUACCACCAGCACCACCAGCCCCACGUCGACGACGUCUACCACAACUUCCUCCACCACCCCCUGUGAACCCGAAGUGUGCACCUGGAGCCAAUGGUUCGACGUCGACUUCCCCUCCUCGGGGCCCAACCAGGGAGACUUCGAAACCUACCAGCACAUCCGCGCCGCCGGCAAGCGAGUCUGCCGGCAGCCAAAGCAGAUCGAGUGCCAGGCGGAGGACUACCCUGAGGUUCCUAUCCAGCAGGUGGGGCAGGUCGUGCAGUGCGACGUCCACUUUGGACUGGUGUGCAAGAACGAGGACCAGACGGGCAAAUUCAAGAUGUGCCUCAACUACAAGAUCCGCGUGCUCUGCUGCACCCCCAACUACAACUGCUCAAUCCCAAUCCCCGUGAUAACAACCAGCCCCACCACCAGCACCACGACCACAAGCAUCCCAUCCUCCACCACAGUCACCACCUCCACCUCCACGCCUUACAUCUCCACCACCACGAGUCCCACCUCCACGGAAAUCAGCACUACCACCAGCACCACCAGCCCCACGUCGACGACGUCUACCACAACUUCCUCCACCACCCCCUGUGAACCCGAAGUGUGCACCUGGAGCCAAUGGUUCGACGUCGACUUCCCCUCCUCGGGGCCCAACCAGGGAGACUUCGAAACCUACCAGCACAUCCGCGCCGCCGGCAAGCGAGUCUGCCGGCAGCCAAAGCAGAUCGAGUGCCAGGCGGAGGACUACCCUGAGGUUCCUAUCCAGCAGGUGGGGCAGGUCGUGCAGUGCGACGUCCACUUUGGACUGGUGUGCAAGAACGAGGACCAGACGGGCAAAUUCAAGAUGUGCCUCAACUACAAGAUCCGCGUGCUCUGCUGCACCCCCAACUACAACUGCUCAAUCCCAAUCCCCGUGAUAACAACCAGCCCCACCACCAGCACCACGACCACAAGCAUCCCAUCCUCCACCACAGUCACCACCUCCACCUCCACGCCUUACAUCUCCACCACCACGAGUCCCACCUCCACGGAAAUCAGCACUACCACCAGCACCACCAGCCCCACGUCGACGACGUCUACCACAACUUCCUCCACCACCCCCUGUGAACCCGAAGUGUGCACCUGGAGCCAAUGGUUCGACGUCGACUUCCCCUCCUCGGGGCCCAACCAGGGAGACUUCGAAACCUACCAGCACAUCCGCGCCGCCGGCAAGCGAGUCUGCCGGCAGCCAAAGCAGAUCGAGUGCCAGGCGGAGGACUACCCUGAGGUUCCUAUCCAGCAGGUGGGGCAGGUCGUGCAGUGCGACGUCCACUUUGGACUGGUGUGCAAGAACGAGGACCAGACGGGCAAAUUCAAGAUGUGCCUCAACUACAAGAUCCGCGUGCUCUGCUGCACCCCCAACUACAACUGCUCAAUCCCAAUCCCCGUGAUAACAACCAGCCCCACCACCAGCACCACGACCAGAGGCAUCCCAUCCUCCACCACAGUCACCACCUCCACCUCCACGCCUUACAUCUCCACCACCACGAGUCCCACCUCCACGGAAAUCAGCACUACCACCAGCACCACCAGCCCCACGUCGACGACGUCUACCACAACUUCCUCCACCACCCCCUGUGAACCCGAAGUGUGCACCUGGAGCCAAUGGUUCGACGUCGACUUCCCCUCCUCGGGGCCCAACCAGGGAGACUUCGAAACCUACCAGCACAUCCGCGCCGCCGGCAAGCGAGUCUGCCGGCAGCCAAAGCAGAUCGAGUGCCAGGCGGAGGACUACCCUGAGGUUCCUAUCCAGCAGGUGGGGCAGGUCGUGCAGUGCGACAUCCACUUUGGACUGGUGUGCAAGAACGAGGACCAGACGGGCAAAUUCAAGAUGUGCCUCAACUACAAGAUCCGCGUGCUCUGCUGCACCCCCAACUACAACUGCUCAAUCCCAAUCCCCGUGAUAACAACCAGCCCCACCACCAGCACCACGACCAGAGGCAUCCCAUCCUCCACCACAGUCACCACCUCCACCUCCACGCCCUACAUCUCCACCACCAUGAGUCCCACCUCCACGGAAAUCAGCACUACCACCAGCACCACCAGCCCCACGUCGACGACGUCUACCACAACUUCCUCCACCACCCCCUGUGAACCCGAAGUGUGCACCUGGAGCCAAUGGUUCGACGUCGACUUCCCCUCCUCGGGGCCCAACCAGGGAGACUUCGAAACCUACCAGCACAUCCGCGCCGCCGGCAAGCGAGUCUGCCGGCAGCCAAAGCAGAUCGAGUGCCAGGCGGAGGACUACCCUGAGGUUCCUAUCCAGCAGGUGGGGCAGGUCGUGCAGUGCGAUGUCCACUUUGGACUGGUGUGCAAGAACGAGGACCAGACGGGCAAAUUCAAGAUGUGCCUCAACUACAAGAUCCGCGUGCUCUGCUGCACCCCCAACUACAACUGCUCAAUCCCAAUCCCCGUGAUAACAACCAGCCCCACCACCAGCACCACGACCAGAGGCAUCCCAUCCUCCACCGCAGUCACCACCUCCACCUCCACGCCUUACAUCUCCACCACCACGAGUCCCACCUCCAUGGAAAUCAGCACUACCACCAGCCCCACGUCGACGACGUCUACCACAACUUCCUCCACCACCCCCUGUGAACCCGAAGUGUGCACCUGGAGCCAAUGGUUCGACGUCGACUUCCCCUCCUCGGGGCCCAACCAGGGAGACUUCGAAACCUACCAGCACAUCCGCGCCGCCGGCAAGCGAGUCUGCCGGCAGCCAAAGCAGAUCGAGUGCCAGGCGGAGGACUACCCUGAGGUUCCUAUCCAGCAGGUGGGGCAGGUCGUGCAGUGCGACGUCCACUUUGGACUGGUGUGCAAGAACGAGGACCAGACGGGCAAAUUCAAGAUGUGCCUCAACUACAAGAUCCGCGUGCUCUGCUGCACCCCCAACUACAACUGCUCAAUCCCAAUCCCCGUGAUAACAACCAGCCCCACCACCAGCACCACGACCACAAGCAUCCCAUCCUCCACCACAGUCACCACCUCCACCUCCACGCCUUACAUCUCCACCACCACGAGUCCCACCUCCACGGAAAUCAGCACUACCACCAGCACCACCAGCCCCACGUCGACGACGUCUACCACAACUUCCUCCACCACCCCCUGUGAACCCGAAGUGUGCACCUGGAGCCAAUGGUUCGACGUCGACUUCCCCUCCUCGGGACCCAACCAGGGAGACUUCGAAACCUACCAGCACAUCCGCGCCGCCGGCAAGCGAGUCUGCCGGCAGCCAAAGCAGAUCGAGUGCCAGGCGGAGGACUACCCUGAGGUUCCUAUCCAGCAGGUGGGGCAGGUCGUGCAAUGCGACGUCCACUUUGGACUGGUGUGCAAGAACGAGGACCAGACGGGCAAAUUCAAGAUGUGCCUCAACUACAAGAUCCGCGUACUCUGCUGCACCCCCAACUACAACUGCUCAAUCCCAAUCCCCGUGAUAACAACCAGCCCCACCACCAGCACCACGACCAGAGGCAUCCCAUCCUCCACCACAGUCACCACCUCCACCUCCACGCCCUACAUCUCCACCACCACAAGUCCCACCUCCAUGGAAAUCAGCACUACCACCAGCACCACCAGCCCCACGUCGACGACGUCUACCACAACUUCCUCCACCACCCCCUGUGAACCCGAAGUGUGCACCUGGAGCCAAUGGUUCGACGUCGACUUCCCCUCCUUGGGGCCCAACCAGGGAGACUUCGAAACCUACCAGCACAUCCGCGCCGCCGGCAAGCGAGUCUGCCGGCAGCCAAAGCAGAUCGAGUGCCAGGCGGAGGACUACCCUGAGGUUCCUAUCCAGCAGGUGGGGCAGGUCGUGCAGUGCGAUGUCCACUUUGGACUGGUGUGCAAGAACGAGGACCAGACGGGCAAAUUCAAGAUGUGCCUCAACUACAAGAUCCGCGUGCUCUGCUGCACCCCCAACUACAACUGCUCAAUCCCAAUCCCCGUGAUAACAACCAGCCCCACCACCAGCACCACGACCAGAGGCAUCCCAUCCUCCACCGCAGUCACCACCUCCACCUCCACGCCCUACAUCUCCACCACCACGAGUCCCACCUCCACGGAAAUCAGCACUACCACCAGCACCACCAGCCCCACGUCGACGACGUCUACCACAACUUCCUCCACCACCCCCUGUGAACCCGAAGUGUGCACCUGGAGCCAAUGGUUCGACGUCGACUUCCCCUCCUCGGGGCCCAACCAGGGAGACUUCGAAACCUACCAGCACAUCCGCGCCGCCGGCAAGCGAGUCUGCCGGCAGCCAAAGCAGAUCGAGUGCCAGGCGGAGGACUACCCUGAGGUUCCUAUCCAGCAGGUGGGGCAGGUCGUGCAGUGCGAUGUCCACUUUGGACUGGUGUGCAAGAACGAGGACCAGACGGGCAAAUUCAAGAUGUGCCUCAACUACAAGAUCCGCGUGCUCUGCUGCACCCCCAACUACAACUGCUCAAUCCCAAUCCCCGUGAUAACAACCAGCCCCACCACCAGCACCACGACCACAAGCAUCCCAUCCUCCACCACAGUCACCACCUCCACCUCCACGCCCUACAUCUCCACCACCACAAGUCCCACCUCCAUGGAAAUCAGCACUACCACCAGCACCACCAGCCCCACGUCGACGACGUCUACCACAACUUCCUCCACCACCCCCUGUGAACCCGAAGUGUGCACCUGGAGCCAAUGGUUCGACGUCGACUUCCCCUCCUUGGGGCCCAACCAGGGAGACUUCGAAACCUACCAGCACAUCCGCGCCGCCGGCAAGCGAGUCUGCCUGCAGCCAAAGCAGAUCGAGUGCCAGGCGGAGGACUACCCUGAGGUUCCUAUCCAGCAGGUGGGGCAGGUCGUGCAGUGCGACGUCCACUUUGGACUGGUGUGCAAGAACGAGGACCAGACGGGCAAAUUCAAGAUGUGCCUCAACUACAAGAUCCGCGUGCUCUGCUGCACCCCCAACUACAACUGCUCAAUCCCAAUCCCCGUGAUAACAACCAGCCCCACCACCAGCACCACGACCAGAGGCAUCCCAUCCUCCACCACAGUCACCACCUCCACCUCCACGCCCUACAUCUCCACCACCACAAGUCCCACCUCCAUGGAAAUCAGCACUACCACCAGCACCACCAGCCCCAUGUCGACGACGUCUACCACAACUUCCUCCACCACCCCCUGUGAACCCGAAGUGUGCACCUGGAGCCAAUGGUUCGACGUCGACUUCCCCUCCUCGGGGCCCAACCAGGGAGACUUUGAAACCUACCAGCACAUCCGCGCCGCCGGCAAGCGAGUCUGCCUGCAGCCAAAGCAGAUCGAGUGCCAGGCGGAGGACUACCCUGAGGUUCCUAUCCAGCAGGUGGGGCAGGUCGUGCAAUGCGAUGUCCACUUUGGACUGGUGUGCAAGAACGAGGACCAGACGGGCAAAUUCAAGAUGUGCCUCAACUACAAGAUCCGCGUGCUCUGCUGCACCCCCAACUACAACUGCUCAUUCUCCACCCUCUCGCCCACCACUAGCGCAUCAUCCAUUACUCCCCUUAGUGAACCCUUCUUUACAACACCUCCUCCUCACAUUUCAACUACCCCAUGUUUCUGCAAGAUUGGUGAUGGUAUUUUUUCGCCUGGUGACUUGAUUUACAACAGGGUGGAUAGUGAAGGCUGUCGAUUUUAUGCCAUCUGUAGCCCAACAUGUAAUAUUGAACGACACACUGUACAUUGUCCUGUCACUACUCUGCCAGCCACCACUUCCUCUGAGUUGUCUACAGUAACAACAGCAUUUGCUAUGACUUCCACGCCUACAAGUGCUGUUUUUCAUGGUUGUGUUUCCACUAUUUACCCUCCAUUACAACCUGGAGAAAGAUUCAAAUUAUCCAACUGUACAGAAGUCACCUGUAAUGGAGACAACAGUAUAGAUGUAGUACCAACAUACUGCCCACCUGUAAAGGAAAUUACCUGUGCAAACAAAUAUCCACCAAUGCUGGUACCUGAUGAAAAUGGAUGCUGUUACCGAUAUGAGUGUCAAUGUGUGUGUAGUGGAUGGGGUGAUCCUCAUUACAUUACUUUUGAUGGAACCUAUUAUACCUUCCUUGAAAACUGCACUUACGUCCUGGUGAAACAGAUUGUCCCUAGAUAUGACAACUUCCGUGUUUACAUUGACAAUUAUUACUGCGAUGCAAAAGAUGGACUCUCCUGCCCUAAAUCCAUUAUUAUUUUCUACAAAUCUGCAGAAGUGGUGCUGACUCGUCAACUCAUGAAUGGUGUGAUGACCAAUGUGAUGUACUUCAACAAAAAGAUUGUUGAACCAGGCUUCAAAAAAGAUGGCAUUUCUUUCUCCACUCUUGGCAUCAAUAUGAUUGUUGAAAUAGAAGAAAUUGGUGCUGUCAUCACCUUUAGUGGUCUGAUUUUCUCUGUCAAGCUCCCAUACAGCAAAUUUGGCAACAACACUGAAGGACAAUGUGGAACAUGUACAAACAAUAAAGAAGAUGAAUGCCGCUUACCAAGUGGUAAGAUCAUUUCCUCCUGUCCCCAAAUGGCUCAUCAUUGGAUUGUUGACAACAACAAGUCGUGCCAUGGAGUACCAAUACCACCAGCUAUAACCACACCUCCACCAAAGCCGCAGUGUCAGACGCCUCCACUCUGCAAGCUUAUCUUGAGCGAGGUUUUUGCAGAAUGUCACACCGUGAUACCACCCGAACCAUUUUUCAAAGGCUGUGUUUUUGAUGGAUGUCGCAUAGAUGAUGAAUCCAUGCAGUGUUCCAGUUUGGAGAUAUAUGCUACAGAGUGUGCUGCUAGAGGUGUCUGCAUUGACUGGAGAGGAAUGACCAAAAAUACGUGUUCAUUCAGCUGUCCAUCAGGCAUGGAGUACAAGCCUUGUGGGCCCAUUAAUCCAGCUACCUGUGACCAAAGUCUGCAGAGAAUCAAAUGGAAUGUCCAGAAGGGUGAGUAUCACAACGAGUAUGGCUUAAUGGGCACAGACAACCAGGAGAAAAAUGGACAAAAGAUUGCCAAGAAUGUGUCUGUGACAAAAAUACUCUUAAGAGCCUUCUUGAGGGCAUACAGACAGGGCUGUGUAGUCAACGAAACCUAUUAUGCACCUGGAGCUGCUGUUCCAUCAGGCCCCUGUGAAGAAUGUUCCUGCUCUGCAUCCUCUCCCUCAAGGCCUCACCACCUUACCGUCAUGUGCCAGCCUGUUAUCUGUGACACAUACUGCCCACUGGAAGGAGAAAACUGGAAUCCACCUGGUGAUAACUGUACUGUUUACACAUGUGAAAAACAUGCUGACCAGUUCAUUCAAGUCAUCAAAGAGGCAAACUGUCCUGCCUUGAACUAUGAUGAAUGUGAUCCAGAAGAUAUCAGGUUAUCUGACGAUGGCUGCUGUUUAGUGUGCCAAAGAGUACCAAAACUUUGUAUGAAGCACAAUAUGACUACUGUCAUCAACUAUAAUGGCUGUUUAUCUCCUGCACCUGUUGAGAUAACAUACUGUGAAGGCAGCUGUGAUGCUUACUCACGAUAUUCUCAAAUGACAAACACAAUGGUGCACAAAUGCUCAUGCUGUCAGGAAAUCAAGACCAGCAAGAGAAAGGUGACUCUGAUGUGCAGUGAUGGAAACUCCCUGGAUCACUCCUACACCUAUGUGGAGAGAUGCAGCUGUGUGGGUGCUGAGUGCAUUACCCAAGGCAACACCCAACAGGAGACACAGCAGAAAAAGACCUCUCAGGAGCAAGCAGAUGUCAAAAAUUAG